UUCGGCCGAUUGUUGGAGCGAUGUUUUUGUUUUGAAGUAAACGCGUGUGCUUGAAUUCAGAGUCGGCUGAUUCGGUGCAAGUUUUGGUUCUAAGCUCGGUACCCGACAUCUUAUUGCGUGAGACCGUUGUCUUUGUGAGGCGUUCCGUAUCAGUUUCGAAAAUUGCACCGUGCUUGGUAAAUUUUGAAGGCGGCUGAAGGUUGUGUUGAAUGUGUCUGGAAGAGUGGGGAUUGGUGGGCCGAUUGUCUGCUGCCGGCCGCCGUACUGGUACCGGGACCGACCCCCUGACUCGGACUCGGCGUGAGGCGGCCGGGACCACCUGGACUCGACUGUAGGUAGGCAGCCGCCGGGCAUCCAGAGCGGAGAUGUCGGAUUCUGAUUCGGAGAAUUACUCGUCGGAGGAGGACGCGGACUACGAGCCUUCAGAUGAAGAUUACAGUGAAGAUGAUGUCAGUGAACUGGUAAAAGAAAAUCUUGAGGGUGAUGAUGAACAACCGCAGAAAAAGAAAUCAGCAAAAAAACCAGGGAAACGAAUCUCCACCAGAAACAGAAACACGCGAUCUUCAGAAUGUGGUGACGAGGGCAAGGGAGAGUGUGAGCAGGAUGUUGAUCCCGAGGAAUGUGCAAAGAUGGAAAAGAAGAAGGCCGAUGAUCUCUGGGCCAGCUUCCUGAGUGAUGUUGGGCAAAAGGCAAAACCAAAAGCAACUAUUCCAGCUUCCACCAAAGAGGAAACAUCAGUUGAAGAGAAGUCAAACAAGCAUCGGGAUUUAGUGAAAGACACAGAGAAACUAAAAUCACCUGGAAAGGUCACAAUCACAAAGGUGUUUGAUUUUGCUGGUGAAGAGGUGAAGAUAACUAAAGAAGUGGAUGCUGCUUCCAAAGAAGCAAAAAACUUUUUGCAAAAGCAGAAUAAUGUGGAGGAGAAAUGUUCUUCUACUACACCAGUGUCCGUGGCAACUGGAGCCCCUACAGGUUCAGGAACUAAAAGACAAAGUGGGUUAAGUAAUAUUCUGGGAAAGAUUGGAGGAAAGAAGCAAAAGUUGAGCACUUUGGAGAAAUCAAAGAUUGACUGGGAAGCAUUCAAAGAAACGGAGGGGAUUGGAGAUGAGCUUGCAAUCCACAACCGAGGAAAGGAAGGGUACAUUGAACGGAAAGCUUUCUUGGAUAGAGUUGAUCACCGGCAGUUUGAGCUGGAACGUGACAUCCGGCUCAGCAACAUGAAGCCAUAACUUUAAUCUUGCAGCCAAAAGUCAUUUGCUUAAUGUAAAUCUGCAUCCAAAAUACUCAUCAUCAAUUCUGAGUACAGCAGCAGCCAGUGAUACGUGGCUGCCCCUCAAGAACUGUAAGCAAUGUCUGGCCUCUACUUUCCUGUGAAUUCCAUUGUAGUUUUUUAUUGUCAACUUUCUAUUGAAGAUAAAUGUUUUUUUAAAUAAUGAUUGGUAGUUGGCUAAUAGUAUCAAAAUGUCUUAUUUAAUCUGGUUCAAUGAGGUGACAAAAAUCAUUGCAUGUUUUAGAACUUCCUGCUUGACUGGACUUGCAUUGAUGUUAUUUGGUGACACCACUCUUGUUCAACAGGAUAAAGUAAUUAUUUGUACUUCAGGUUGUUUCUAUUUGUUUUUGAUAGCUGCAGUCUUAAUCAUGAAUGUUGCUGAUGUGUUUACACAAUUAAAAUGAAAAUUAAUAUCACCACGAGUUAUUAUCUUCCCUAGCUCUAUUGAAAAUUGGUAAUGGUCGAUUUUAAUUUCAUACCAUACUCAACAUUUGUGUCCUUUAAAAUACCAAUUGAACUUCUAGAUGAGAAAUUGAAAAUAAGAGUGUAAAACUAAAGUCUAUUUUUUGGUCUGGUUUGUGUUUUUUUAAAGAUUACUAAUUGAACUGGUGGUAAACAAUUCCAUGCCUCACACUUUUAAUUAGUUUGUGGUUGUUUAAUAAUAUCAAGAGAUACUUGUUCAUUGAGUUGACACUAGGGCCUUUCCUAGUGGGUAUUGAAAAUGUGCUGGAAUAGAUCAGCCUGAAUUAUGGGCAAUAUUAAGCAGUUUUCAUUGGCUGAAAUAGCUGCAGUUGCAAAGGACACCAGGCCCCAUCAGCAAUUUAAACUCCUGACAAUUGCUUGAUUAAAGUUCCAACAUGAGUAAUAGGUGUAUUUAAAGGGCAUCUUGACAAGUUAAAGAGGGAGAAAAUAGAUGAAGAAAUUGUCAACAGGAGUGAGCUUGAAUUAGCUGGUCCAAUUGGUCUCUUUGUGCUGGAAAAUUUACCAAAGAUUCUUUUGAAGAUGUUGUUCCUUUCCACGCCUUGUACUGCAUCAGGUAGCAACCUUGCUGUUUCUUUAGCAAUUGUCUGUUUUUUACAAGGUGUGGUUGCUAGCUCAAUACUGAGCCCAGCACAGAUGGAAAGCAUACUAGGAGCCAGCUGGAUUUGAACCUGGGACCCCUUGCCUCGAAGUCCAGUGCAGAUGCCACUACACCACCAGCCAGCAACUCUUUUGAAUAACCUGAGAGUUAACCCAGUUAGUUAUCAUGGAUAUAGGACAUAAGAUGCAAGAAUGUGACUACCCCUGAGAUUCCCUCUGUGGGAACUGCUCUGCCUGAAACAAGGGAUUAUUCAGAGGGAAGAUGCAUUCCAGAGAGCAGUUCAGGAUUUAGAAACAGAAAUAAAGCUGAUGUUUCAAGUUCAAGUCCCUUUGUCAGAGCAGAGCAGAAAUUCAAAAUUGGCAUUCUAGAAAGAGAAGUGACAGUGAGUUUAAUAGGAAAGUAAAAUCAGAAACAUACAGAUGCUGGAAACACAGAAAAUAAGGAAGCAUCUGUGGAAAGACAAGCAAGUGCAGUUUCAGGUUAAAGGCACUUCAGCAGAGUUGUUGCUAUCAUAAUAUCUUGACUUUAGUACUGUCUUAAGUGACAUGUUUGUUUUGAGUCAGCUGGUUGUGGUUUCAAGCCACACCUGAUCACCUAGCCCAGCUUGACAAUGCAGCAUCAGAGACAUUCAUCAUUAGAGACAUUUCCCCUUGGAUGAAGUUUCAGAUUAAUGCACUUUCCAUCUACUCUGACCCGAAUAGAUUUCUUUAACUAGGCUGAAGACAUGAUUCAGGGAGAAGACCAGCCGUCUCAUCAGCCGCAGUAAACGUGGAUUGUCGGUAUGAUACAAAAUGCAAGAAAGAGAUUAAAAGUACAUACUGGUGAAGCAAUGCUUAUAUCUCAUGUUUAAUCAAAGCUCCCCCCUGCCUUCUCCCCAUGUAUUGAGUUUCUCACUCAUGUCCUUAGGAGAGAAAAGUACAUGCUUUCCCAAGGCUUUGGUUAGUCACUAUUAACCAAAAUCUUAAGGGGAACAAACAAAUAUAAACUGGCAGCAAGAACACGUCAGAGAUUGGAUUUCUAUGACAAAUUUUAUUUUUAUAUCUAAGAAGGACAUCGAAAUUGUC
Molecule: messenger RNA, 3415 nt
Organism: Mobula hypostoma (lesser devil ray)
Lineage: Eukaryota; Metazoa; Chordata; Chondrichthyes; Myliobatiformes; Myliobatidae
Gene: cfdp1
Product: craniofacial development protein 1
Exons: 7
Coding region: 366-1229 (287 amino acids)
Cellular component (GO): Swr1 complex
Source: RefSeq, a predicted model, not a curated record